AUAGACAUCAUGUCAAGCCCAGGGAAAGAUAACUUCAGAAUGAAAAGCUAUAAAAAUAAUGCACUUAAUCCUCAAGAAAUGCGCAGACGAAGAGAAGAGGAAGGAAUCCAGCUUCGGAAACAGAAAAGGGAAGAACAACUCUUUAAACGCCGAAAUGUUUCUCUGCCGGGAAAUGAAGAAUCUAUGGUGGAAAGUCCAAUUCAGGAUCCUGACGUCAGCUCUACUGUACCUAUUCCAGAGGAAGAAGUUAUUACAGUAGAUAUGGUGCAGAUGAUUUUCUCAGAUGAUCCUGAUCAGCAACUCACAGCAACUCAGAAAUUCAGAAAAUUGCUAUCUAAAGAGCCUAAUCCGCCCAUAGAUGAAGUCAUCCAAAAACCUGGAGUAGUACAGAGAUUUGUGAAAUUUCUAGAGAGGAGUGAGAAUUACACACUGCAAUUUGAAGCAGCUUGGGCUCUAACAAACAUAGCAUCUGGAACUUUUCUACAUACAAAAGUUGUAAUUGAAACUGGAGCUGUUCCAAUUUUUAUAAAAUUGCUUAGUUCAGAACAUGAAGAUGUACAGGAGCAGGCAGUGUGGGCUCUUGGUAACAUUGCCGGUGAUAACGCAGAAUGCAGAGACUUCGUUUUAAACUGUGGAAUAUUACCACCUCUCUUGGAACUGUUAACGAAUUCAAAUCGUCUUACCACAACUAGAAAUGCAGUCUGGGCACUCUCAAAUCUCUGUAGAGGCAAGAAUCCACCUCCAGACUUCAGUAAGGUAUAAUGAGCUACUCAUUUCAAGAAAUUGGAAAACUAAAGGAAGCUUCUGUUUGUAAUAUAACACGGUCUUUGAAUCUGGAGAUAGACAAGACCGUGUGAUCACAUUAAAAACAUAAAAUUGAAUCUAUUUGUUGUAUCUGCUCAACGUUUUCUACUUUGACCUGUUAGCAAUAAAAUUAAAUAAUUAAAUGACUGAGAAGUUUGAGAAGUUAUUUAGUCAGAUGCAGGUAGUCAUUCACUGAAGCAAUGACAAGUGAGGAGUACUUUUGGCACCAAAACCUUUUGGUCUGUAUUCUGCAGGUAUGUGUUAGAGGAUGUGAGUUAUGAUUGAAGCUUUUCUUUUUUACUUUCCUUAUUUUGUGCUGUGAUUACUUAAUAAGAUAUUGCAAGAAUAAAAUUUUCCUUGCUCUUUAUAGAGCAAAAAAUUCAAUUAAUUCAGACUACCAUGUCAGAGGUGAUGUGCCCAUGUGCUCUCUCAUUCACUUUAUUUCCACUUUUUAAGACAGUAAGACUGUCUCUAGUUAGGAGUAUUAGCUUUUUAUUUUCAGUAUGAAAUUUAAUUUCUGGUAAUGGUAGUGGCAAUAGAAAAUGGAAUAUAACUUUGAGUAUUCUGGCUGAUGUUAAAAUGAUCACUGAAUGUAAUUUGGAGUCAAUUUGUAUGUCUUAAAACUUUACUCACAGAGUACAGAGUUGCUACUUUUAAUCUCUCUGCAAGAAUUACUACAGAAGGAGAUUUCUGAUGUCAGUUAAUCAAUCACCUCACAAUUGCUCUACCUAAAUUAUGUCUUCCAGUACUGUUUCAUUCUGGCAGCA
Messenger RNA from Meleagris gallopavo (turkey), 1571 nucleotides. Lineage: Eukaryota; Metazoa; Chordata; Aves; Galliformes; Phasianidae. The record is from RefSeq and is a predicted model, not a curated record.